GGUAGAGUGACGUAGGUCGCGGAGCGGCUGGCGGCGGCGUCAGCGCUAGAUAGUGCGUUAUCAGACGUCGAGAGGGGUUAUAGCUCGCACAAACCUUCAGCCACAUCAGUCGUGCUUUGACAGCGUAGCGGCCGGGACACUUACACACAUCUACUGACAAGAUGGCUUUGGUGAAGGAUCGCGUCGGGCUCUCUGAGCUGAAUGACAACAAGAACAACCUUGGCAAGGCGCUGAUAGCCGAGUGCGUCGGCACCUUCGUCCUCAACUUCUUCGGCUGCCUCAGCGUCAUGAACUUGGGCGACCAGAGCACCGCCGCCGACUUGGUCCUCAUCUCCCUUGCUUUCGGUCUUUCGGUUAUGGCCAUGGUUCAGGCUAUCGGACACGUGAGUGGGUGCCACAUCAACCCCGCAGUCACAGUUGGUCUGGUAGCGGGUGGACGUGUGUCUAUCGUACGCGGGAUCCUGUACGUGGUUGCGCAGUGUAUCGGCGCAGUCGCCGGCUCAGCCACUGUCAAGGCACUGACCCCAGAGCCUUACCAAGGAGCGCUUGGUAACACAGCUCUCCAGGCCGACCUCACUGCUACCCAGGGCUUGGGAGUGGAGUUCUUCCUCGGGUUCGUGCUGGUGUUCGUCGUCUACGGCGUCAUCGACCCCAACAAGGCCAACGACAAGGUGCCCGCCGCCCUGGUCAUCGGGCUCACCGUCACCCUUGGCCAUCUUGCCUGCAUCGACUUCACCGGCUCCAGCAUGAACCCUGCUCGCAGUUUCGGAUCAGCUGUUGUGUCCUCCGGCUGGGAAAACCACUGGAUUUACUGGGCCGGUCCUGGACUUGGCGGAGUGGCUGCUGGACUCCUCUACACCCACAUCUUUCAAGCCCCCCACGCCGAGUACAGCGCCGUCCACGCGGAGGAGAAAGAGGGUUCGAAAUCCAUUAAGGGCUCUAUCAUUGACCUCGUCAAGACGCAGCUGAAACGACUGGACGGCAAGAGUGAGGAUGGGCUUGCCUGAUCUGUGUUCACAGUGGACACGGCCUCCAGGCUCCAGAACCUCCGCCUUCUCCAUCCCAAGAUUACUCCCAUCGACAACCGGUAGAGAACCACCACGGCCUCUUCCGUGGUCUGGAGUCUCCAGCGUCGGCCUACUUCCAAACUUCAUCUUCGUCUAAAGUGUCUAAAGUGUUACCUCUAAAAACAGUGGUCAGCCGUCGUGAAGAAUUCAAAAUUUAAACAACUGUUCGGUAUUUAAUAAUAAAAAUCAAAACAGUGAGCGUUUACACUAGAAAAAAAAUAUACACCAAGAGACUAUGAGAUACUUGGACAUAACACUGCCAACAAUGAAGUCUGUAAAUAGGUAACUCAGUGUUGUUGUACAGUGUUUUGUUAUAAUCAAGUGACCUUGACAGGUAUUGUAGGACAAUUACGGUAAGGAGAUUUCCAAAACAGAUGGUUUUAUAAAUCAAAUCAAUCGUGUUCCCAUCUUUCUUACAAUUACUUUAGUAUUUCCAUUUUCAUGACCAUUUCAUGUAGAUUAAUGAAAGCUUGGUAGAAGCCCAGGUUCAUGUAGCUUUGCAUUGUUACUCUUUACAUUUUAUCACAAACUGUACAAAUUAUAUGCCUUACUUGUUCGAAUAAGUCAAUUAAAAGUCAAUGUAAGAUAAGCGUUAGAGCAUCAACUGUCAUUUCAUUGUAAUAUUCUCCAUCCUCAUCGAUCACUUCAUCAUAACAAACACUAGGGUAGUAAUCUUUGUACAAAACUGUUUAAACUAAUAAAUUAUAUUUUACUUA
Molecule: messenger RNA, 1783 nt
Organism: Homalodisca vitripennis (glassy-winged sharpshooter)
Lineage: Eukaryota; Metazoa; Arthropoda; Insecta; Hemiptera; Cicadellidae
Gene: Prip
Product: aquaporin AQPAe.a
Exons: 8
Coding region: 162-1007 (281 amino acids)
Biological process (GO): transmembrane transport
Cellular component (GO): plasma membrane
Molecular function (GO): water channel activity
Source: RefSeq, a predicted model, not a curated record